Messenger RNA from Nerophis lumbriciformis (worm pipefish), 1434 nucleotides. The record is from RefSeq and is a predicted model, not a curated record. NCBI's taxonomy places the organism in Eukaryota, Metazoa, Chordata, Actinopteri, Syngnathiformes, Syngnathidae.
AUGAGAGAUUUGAUCCUGACUGUGAUCAUCCUGCUGCCUCUGGUGUCUUUUGUUCAAGUGGCGUCAGAGUCAGAGCACUGCAUUAUCCAGCGAGAACAUGACAAAUGUAUGGAGAGGAUGGACAUGCAUGACCCCAGUGAGGACUUGGACAUGGCUUGCCCAUGGAUGUGGGACAACCUAACCUGCUGGCAGGCGGCCGCCGUGGGUGAAGUGGUAGUGGUCAACUGCCCGGAGUUUUUCCACGACCUUAUGGGCCCUGAAGAUGAGAUGGGACGGGUAAGCCGGAACUGCACGGAAGAUGGCUGGUCGGAACCAUACCCUCACUACUUGGACGUGUGUCUCUUUUACGACAACGCCACUAAACCGGACAUGUAUUAUGCUUCAGUCAAGGCCCUGUAUACAGUUGGCUAUAGCACCUCCCUGGUGUCUCUCACCACUGCCAUGGUUAUCCUCUGCAGGUUCAGGAAGCUUCACUGCACAAGGAACUUCAUCCACAUGAACCUGUUCGUAUCCUUCAUGCUCAGAGCCAUCUCGGUGUUCAUCAAGGAUGGCGUUCUGUACGCGCAGGAGGACAGCGAUCAUUGCUUUGUGCACACGGUGGCAUGCAAAGCAGUGAUGGUUUUCUUCCAUUACUGCGUCAUGUCCAACUACUUCUGGCUCUUCAUCGAAGGCCUCUACCUUUUCACUUUGUUGGUGGAGACAUUCUUUCCUGAAAGGCGAUAUUUCUACUGGUACACCAUUGUUGGAUGGGGAACGCCCACAAUUUGUGUGACUGUCUGGGCCGUACUGAGACUCCAUUUUCACGACACUGGAUGCUGGGACACAAAUGAGCACACUGCUCUCUGGUGGGUGAUCAAAGGACCUGUUGUGGCCUCCAUCAUGAUCAAUUUCGUUCUCUUUGUGGGAAUCAUCAUCAUCUUGGUGCAGAAGUUGCAGUCCCCUGACAUUGGCGGCAACGAAUCCAGUAUUUACCUCAGCUGUGCUCAGAAAUGCUUCAGUGAGCCCUCACAGGCUGUUCAGCAUUCGUGCAGGAUGUCAGAGUUGUCCACCAUCACACUACGUCUGGCGCGUUCCACCCUCCUGCUCAUCCCGCUGUUUGGAAUUCACUACACCGUCUUUGCCUUCUCCCCGGAGGAUGUUAGCAAGAGGGAGCGGCUGGUCUUUGAGCUGGGCCUCGGAUCUUUUCAAGGUUUUGUGGUGGCUGUACUCUACUGCUUCCUCAACGGAGAGGUGCAGUCGGAGAUCAAGCGGAAAUGGCGCAGCUGGAGGGUGAACCGAUACUUUGCUGUGGACCUGAAGCAGCAGAGGCACCCGUCGCUGGCGAGCAGCGGUGUGAACGGGGGGACGCAGCUGUCCAUCCUGAGCAAGAGCAGCUCCCAGAUCCGCAUGUCCAGCCCGCUGGCGGAGAGCGCCAACAUCAGCCUGCCCACCUGA